Molecule: messenger RNA, 1417 nt
Organism: Culex pipiens pallens (northern house mosquito)
Lineage: Eukaryota; Metazoa; Arthropoda; Insecta; Diptera; Culicidae
Exons: 3
Coding region: 765-1295 (176 amino acids)
Source: RefSeq, a predicted model, not a curated record
CGGUUUUGUGACUGAUUCUGGCCGGAAGUGGAAUGUUUUUGGGAUUCUGCUAGUGCUGAAUUUUGGUUGCCACCAUCGCUGUUUUUUGACGAGAACUUGCAGAGAUGGAGCAGCUGCAAUUUCAUUUCACGGAGCUGGAGAAACAGUCCACGCUGUUCAACUCGAUGCGGUUCAUGAUUGGGGACAUAACACUGCCGGAUACGCCAAUCGCAAGAAAAACAAAAUUUGCAAGCACGCGUGGCUGACCGAUCAUAAGCUGGGAAUGUCCGAAGGGAACACUUAGACGUCGAGACGCCUCAAGAACAGCGCUUGUGUUCGUUCUUUAACGACUUGGACUCGCGUCGAGCAGGUCGCUCGCAGGGUGAAUUCUGCUUGCCGUCACAGAUUAACCGGCUGUGGGGAAGGCAACUCGGAAUCUGCGGGCAACAUUUUCGAAGACACGCUGUGGGAGAAGGAAAAAGAACUGUUCGAACGAUUGAGCUUCGACGAUCGACCAAUGAUCUUGACGAGGCGGACAAAUCGACCUCGAUGAUAAUGUCCCACUUGACGACUUUGACUACAGUCUAGGUCGUAAGUCAAUCGUUGAUAGCGCCUUGAGCUGGAGAAGACGAUCGAGGUGUGUGCUGAAUCAAGUCGAGUUUAAACCUUCGUUAAGCCAUCUGCACGUGUUCCUGAUCAACAUCAGCAGAAUCCGAUGCGAAACCGGGAAGCGCACGCAAGACCAAGCUAACGACCCACGUGACGGUAAACAUGCGGAUCUCGCGAUGUGCCUCAGACGUCUGCGCCAUUCCCACGCAGUCACGGCCAUUCUCAUUCAUCGUGAAGGACGAUUUCAUCCAACCUCCGUCGGGUUGUGUGACGCCCACAAAUGGACCUGCACCGCCGAUCUGCUGAAGUCGAUCGCAGCGGUACGAAGUUCUAGCGUCAGCAAAGAGUGGACCACGGCGUGGGAGUUACAUUUUCCGCACGAAAUCCACAUUCCGGGAAAGCUUUCUUCGCGCCAGACGCUAAUGCCACCGAUCCGAUCAAGCGAGAAUUCGUACAUUGACGACGACUUUAGCCAGGGCCAGCUGCAGCAGCUGUUGGUCGAUCACGCAAACUUUUUAGAUAUAGCCGAUCACAGCAUCUACCCGGAGCAGACGAUUUACGAUACGAAAGAAGAUCCGCAAGAAGGCAGCAAAGGGGACCAAGAAACCACUCCUUGGUGGUCCGGAACGUGCUGGCUACGACGGUCUCUAGAUCAACUAUUGUACGGGUGGUUCCGCAGGAAGUUCCGCGAGUUGAUACGGUGCUGAAAAAUAUUGAGAACGCAAUUGAAGAACCUCGUGAAGAUCAUGGACAAUUAGAGGUUGAGGAGCUUAUUGAUUCGCUACCCGGGACGAUGGUUCCGUGGUUUGGCCCCGUCGGGGAAUCAGCA